This is a messenger RNA of Dictyostelium discoideum AX4, 2379 nucleotides long. RefSeq lists its product as hypothetical. The transcript has 2 exons. NCBI's taxonomy places the organism in Eukaryota, Evosea, Eumycetozoa, Dictyosteliales, Dictyosteliaceae. Bases 1 to 2379 code for a protein of 792 amino acids. The record is from RefSeq and is a predicted model, not a curated record.
AUGGAUUUCUAUGAACAAAGUUCACAGUUUUCAUUACCACCACCACCAAUAAUGUCAGAAUUACCACCACCACCAUCAUCAUCAACAAUGUCGGAUCUUCCAUUACCAAUGCCUGACAUUUCUACAUUACCACCACCAAUGUUUGAUAAUAAUAAUAGUAGUAGUAGUACAAAUUCAGAGGGUAUAGACCCAUCGUCAUUACCACCACCAUCAAUGGUUGACCUACCUCCAAUUCCAUCAGGUUGGAAUGAAUGUGAUGGAACUGAAUUAAUACCAGAGAUAGAUCCAUCUGUUAGAUUAAAUGCAAUCAUUGUAAUUCAAUCAUCUUGGAGAGCAUUCAGAGAGAGAAGACAAUAUAAACUAUUUUUAAAGGCUGUGGUUAUAGUUCAAAAAGUAUACAGAGGUUUUUUAGCUAGAAAGCUCUAUAAAAAAUUAUAUGAAGAAUCGCGUUGGUUAAGAGAAACACCACCUCCAACUGGUCCUGCUUUACAAAUUAUUAAAAAAGCAAGAGGUGCAGGUGGUAGAUCUAGACCAACUAGAGGACAUAAAGUAGCAACAAAAGAAAUUGAAAAUUGUACAAAUAAUAAUAAUAAUGAUGAAAAUAAUAAUAAUAAUACUGAUGAAAAUGGUGAAGGUGGUGGUGAGGGUAACGAGUCAUCAUCAACCGAUAAACCAAAAUUAGUAAUGAUGGGUACAGGUAUGGUAAUUCCAAAAUUCGAUCCAUCUUCAAUCAUGUUAAAAAGAGCACCAAAAGAAGGUAGACAUAGUAUUGCUUCUUUUGAUUCUUUAACAAUUAAAUCAAAAAGUGCAGAGAAUGAGGGUGGUUCAUCAAGUGAACCAAAUUCACCAUUUGCAUUAAGAAAAACUGUAAAUAGACCACCUAUUCAACAACAACCACCACCACCAGAUUCAUCACCUGUCUCUUCUUUUUCACCUUCAAAUCUUAGAAAGACAGCUGUAAUUAAUUCUUCACUACCUCCAAUCAAUGAUCAUGAUUCACCUUCAAAAUUACCACCAUUUGUAUUAAAGAAAGCACCAUCAACAAAUCAAUUAAGUUCAAGUGAAGGUUUACCACCUCCACCACCAUCAUUAUCUUCAUAUGGUGAUUUACCACCACCUCCACCACCACCAUCAUUCACAUCAUUUGGUGAUUUCCCACCACCACCACCACCAUCAAUUUCAGAUUUACCACCACCAAUUAAUUUUAAUACAAAACCACCAACACAACCUCCACCACCAAUUCCAAAACAAAUGUCACAAUCAAAUUUACCACCACCACCAAUUAAUUUUAAUACAAAACCACCAACUAUUUCAGCUACAGAUAUUCCAUUACCUUCAAUUGAUUUACCACCUAUUAGACAACCAUCACUUCCAUACCAUGUAUCAUCACCAAAUCUUCCAACACCACCAAGUUUUAAUGCGAAAACAGUGUCACCAAAUUUCCCACCACCAAGAUUAACAACUGAUAAUGUACCACCACCAAGAGUACAAAAUGAUAAUCAUAAUUUACCACCUCCACCUCAAAUUGUAAAUUUACCACCAAUUAAUUUUAAUAAUUCAAAUUUACCACCACCACCACCAACAUCCUCAUCAAUGGGAAUACCUAAUAAUUUACCAUCACCAAUUAAUUUACCAUCACCAAUUAAUUUACCAUCACCAAUUAAUUUACCACCACCAAUUACAGCAAAUCAACCACAACCAAAUCUAUAUAAUAAACCACCACCAAAAUUACCAUCUCAAUCAAAUUUAUCAUUACCAAAUAAUUUACCACCACCAAUUACAGCAACAAAGAUAUUGAAACCAGGUUGGGAAGUAUUUACAACACAAGAAGGUAAAAAAUAUUUUUCUAAUAGAUCUCAAAAUUUAACUACUUGGAAUGAAAAUGAUGCAUAUGAUACAACUGUUUCAACACAAUCAUCAUCUCUACCACCACCUCCUUCACCAUCAUCAAAUGAUUGGGAAGAACUAAUGACAAAAGAUGGUAAAAAGUAUUAUUACAAUAGAGCAACCAAUGUUACAAAAUGGGAUAAACCAAUUUCAAAUCCAACUUCAGAGAUUAGUAAUUCACAAUCUCAUAUACCAAAUCAAUCAUUAAAUCAAUCACCAGUUCAACAAUCACAACAACAACAAAAAACCCAACCAUCACCAUCAUCAUCAAAAAAGAAAGAACACCACAAAGAGGUUAUUUCACAAAAUCCUGAAGAAAAGAAAAGAAUUGGUGGUAUACUUUCAUUAUUUUUGAAAAAACGUCCAAAUAAAACUGAUUUAGUCUCAAAAAAUAUUUUGGUUGAUGAUGGUACUACUGCUUCAACUUCAUCUUCAUCCUCAUCUUCUUCUUCUUCAAGUAAAUCAAGUAAAUCAAAGUCGAAAAAGAAAUAA